This is a messenger RNA of Botrytis cinerea B05.10, 2010 nucleotides long. RefSeq lists its product as hypothetical. Gene Ontology annotation, cellular component: nucleus. Gene Ontology annotation, biological process: regulation of DNA-templated transcription. NCBI's taxonomy places the organism in Eukaryota, Fungi, Ascomycota, Leotiomycetes, Helotiales, Sclerotiniaceae. The record is from RefSeq and is a predicted model, not a curated record. Gene Ontology annotation, molecular function: DNA-binding transcription factor activity, RNA polymerase II-specific; RNA polymerase II transcription regulatory region sequence-specific DNA binding. The transcript is spliced from 2 exons. The coding region runs from base 21 to 278 and encodes 85 amino acids.
GGUUCCAACAAACACUUAAAAUGGCUUCAAAUUCAACCUCCUGGAUGAACAACUCUUCUUGGUCGCCUAGUCGCGCAAGUACUAAAAAUCCCUUCGAUGAUAGUAAUGGAGAUCCAUUUGAUGACGUGCACGCAACACCUCUACAAGACAUUGAAACCGGUACUACUGUACGACUAUCCACCGAAACACAACAACGAGACACAGUUGUUCAAUCUAGCAUUCCCUCAGAAGAGAAACGUAUCAUCGAGGACAUUCGAAAUGAGCGGUCAGUUAUAUGACGACUACUUGAACAUCAACAACCCCUAUAUAUUCAUGCUAACGUUCGUUCUAGUCAAUUGUGUGAAAUAUGUUUGGAACCGGUACGCUUUGCGAAGGAUCGUUACUUGUGGCAUUGCAAGUCUUGCCAUACUGUUGCUCACCAUCGAUGUACGCUAUUAUGGGUCAAGGCAAACAGGGCUGGAAAGACCCCAGCUUGGAAAUGUCCCCAAUGUCAAAAGACCCAACGCUCGUUCCCCACGGAAAAAUGCUGGUGUGGAAAGGGUCAGCCAAUACAUGACCACCAUACCAUUCCGAACGCGUGCUUUGAUGGUGUUUGCGGCAGUAAGUCAAAAUGCGCUCAUGGAAACAAGUCGUCUUGCCAAAAGCCAUGCCAUCCAGGACCAUGCGAGUAUGAAUGCGGAAGGUGUGCCAAUGAUCGUUUACCCAACCCCCCGAAUAUGAAUACUGUUUGGGGUAGAUUCAAAAGCAAAAGUGUAGAUCUCCGCACUAUCUUCUGCGUUUCCAUGUUCAUUUUGGCUCUACUUGGGGGUGUCUCUACCUUUAUCGCCUUUCACAUCAAGUGGCAUACACAACCAUACUUGUAUCCUCGUUUUAUAAAUGAUUAUUCUUUAAUAGAAGAAUUUUGUCUGGUUGUGAUUGGAGUAAUUUAUUUCAUAGUCGGGGGGGUAUUUUGCAUUCGCUACUUACAUAAGGGGACUAAGUUCUUCUUGGAGGUACUCAACGGCAUUCCGGGACAGACUGGAUACAAAUUUAAAUUGUUCCGAACAGUUUUAGGUGGAGGCUUACUAACGUGCUUUAUUGUGGGGCUAUAUAUUAUGCCAGCCAUCGGAAUCCUCGCUGGUCCAGAAACAGAAUGGUAUAAUCAGAUGAAAGACUCUUGCCAGGGGUUUGAAACUCGAGUCGAGAUAGGUACCCAUUUCGCAGCGUCCACAUACACUCUCCGCAGUCUCAAUGCCUCUAUCGAAAACCAAACCUUCUAUCUCGCUCCCAUAAUUACACCACAGUUUGGCAGCAAAGCGCCUUACCAAUACUUUCAUCGUUUCUCCGGUAGCACAGCUAACACUCCAAAUUAUGCUAUCGAUGUUGAUAUAGAUCAUGGUGUCUGGCGCGAAUUGCACUUCAAUGGAACGGAUGAGCUCACGAAAUGGUGGGCUAGCGGCCGGAAAAAAUACCCUUCAGUUCAUCCUAUCUUUGAUAAUAUCAAUACAAAUGAAAGUGCAACUAAGCUGAAUGGUACUUUCGUAACGCGUAACGGCCACCUCUGGCUACCCGAUUUCGAUCUGAUAAUUCAAGGGUUAGAAGAUUCACGCAAUCAUGCCGAAAUUGAACCCUUCAUUCGGGUGUUCGAUACACAAGGUCUUCCUCACUCACGGACCGAAAAGCUGUUGAGCCCCAAGUGGAACUGGAACAACAGGCGGGACCCGAGUAUUGUAAUGCGAACAGCAAGUUUUGGACAUGGCAAGCAGAGAUUGGAUAUGUGUGUAAAAGAAAAUUUUUAUUACAGCUCCAGCGGGGCACAGCAAAAACUUGAUGGCGUGAGUGAUGGGUCUAUUAUGCCAUUGGCAAUCAUUGCGGCAUUUAGAAUGAGAAUGGACGAGAUGGAUGCAUUAGAUGCUGGCAAAUCUUUCGGCGUCAAAAAAUCUUCAGAAUAUGAUGGUUUUAAGGCUAUGUAGCAUAAAUUUCCAACCCCUUCCACAGCAUUAGUAUAAUUAAUACUUAACAAGAAUAUCA